AAUCUACCGGAGCGCCAGAGGUAGUGAAGGCAGCCCUAAUGGCGGAGAGCGUACGGUCGCCUUUUGACUACCGGGAGCCACCGACCCUCGACAGUGACGGGGAUGGGAGCAAACCGCCGCCGCCAAGGGGCCGCGUAUGUGGGAGAAAAAGGAAGGGGACACCUGUGAAGGUGUGUGAUCGAGCGUAUGUAACAGAAGAUGAGGAGGAGGAGAGCAUGUCAGAGCACAGCUACAGCCCGGGUGACGGCCAGUACGCAGAAGGUGCUGAAGACCGCCUCCCUCCUCCUGGUAGUCCCUACUACCUGUCUGAUCCCACACAGCUCUGUGUUCCUGAGCUGGGGGAGGAGGGAGCAAGUGGUGUAAGAGGCCCGGUACUCUUUCACCCGCCUCCCAACUGCCGUAUUCGAGAAGUCCACUGUGGUACCCAGGUGCGACUGGUCGUAAUAGCGAUCCGUGAUAUCGUGAAAGGGGAGGAGAUAACCGUAGACUACAGCCUGACGGACUGGGGAGAGAAUGCACUGGAGGAAGAGGCUGGCCCUCACCCUUUGUCCCUCGCUGUAUCAGAUUACCUCACCCCCUCUUGGUCACUGUCACCCUCCUCCUCCCCGCUCACCCACUCUGAGCCCAGCGACUCUGACCGGGAGGAAGAUGAAGAAGAGGAGGAUGAUGAUGAUGACGACGACGACGAUGAAGAGGAAGAAAUGGAGGAGGUAAGGGGUCGAAUGCUUCGGCGCCGCAAAAAGCGCAAGCUGCCAGCAGCUGUGGACUCCAAGAAGAAGAGCACGCCCACAGCUUCCAGGGGACCUGGGCGUCCCUGCUCGUCCUUUUCCCACCCGGGGCCCGUCGCACCCCCAGCUCGGCCGCAGGCCCACAUCGGCUCCCUGUCGCACCCGACCACUAACAUAAACAAUAACAUCAACAUAAAUAUCGGCGGCUCCAGCAGCGCCGCAGUGAGCCGGCGGCAGCACUGCCCGUACUGUGGCCGCCACUACCGCUCCCUGGCGCGCCACCUUGAGAAGUACCACGCCAACCAGCCGGAGGUCAGGACUGCCAUGGAGCUGGCGCAUCUUCACACGCACAGCUCUUCCAACGGCAACACCCCACACCCCUCCUCAUCCUCCACCUCCGCUCCUCACAGCCAUUCCUUCGCCAUCCCUCAGUCCUCUGCCUCCAGCCCAGCUCCGCCCUCCCUCUUCUCCAGAGAGAGGGAGUCGCCCGCCACACGCACAGGUACGGGAGGCGUCUCUUUCUCCCUCUCGCUUACACCUCCCCCAUCUGUUCAGUCCACGGCUGCAAAGAAGGGGCCCGGCUUACCGCUGCCUGCUGCUAAACUCUCCUCGCCACCGCUGGUGUCCCGAAUGAAGAGUCCAUCCCCACCUCCCGGUUCUGCUUCAAAGAGAGGAAGGAGGAUGAAGAAGGAAAAGCACGAGGAGCAGCAGAAGGUGGAGGUGGAGAGGAACCAAGAGGAGCUGCUGCCGCCUCCCACUCCAGAGCCUGAUAUUGAUCCAGAUGAAGAUCUGGAGCUGAGCGGAGGGGAAGACGAUGUUCCAGAGAAGAACGGAGAAGUUGUAAGCACACACAGACAGCAUAUGUCUCCCCUGCUCUCCUCCCUGUCAUGUUUGAUCAUCUACCUCCGUCGCCAGCAGCAUUCCUCUUUCCUCUCUCUGACCCGAUCUCCUCACUCUGCCGAAGCCUGGCGCCUGCUCUGCCACUCCAGCCUCUCCCUUCUCAUCCUCUACAAUCGACACCGGGAAUGUGAGGUGGCUAAGCUAACUAUUCAGGACUAUCGCAACCGGAUCACGCCACAGUCCAGCACCAGCAGCCCCUCAGGCAUGGAGUGUUUCCUGUCCCCCUUCGAGCGGCAGGUCCUCUGUCACCUCCCACGGGCGGGGGUGUUGGGCAAACGUGGCCGCGUGCAGCCGCUCAUUCUCCCGCCUCACUGCGAGUCUUCUCUGGACCUGCUUCUGCGUACCAGUCCCAACGUGGGCGUGGACCCCGAGAGCCCCUACGUCUUCUCCCGGCCGUACCACUCACCCGCCACCCCGCUGCGCGGCACAGACCUGCUGAGGAACUUGGCUCGGGCCAGUGGGGCUAAAAACGCUGGAGCACUGACGGCGACACGAGUGCGGCGCCAGGUAGCCAUCCUCACCCAGCUGCUGCUGUUGGAAGAGGGAGAGGGUCAUGGAGCGGCCAUCAAACGGCUGGAGGACUUCCUGGAGCGGGAGUACCACGUGACGCAGAACUGCUCCUCCAUCAUACGAGAUCCAGCACUUAUGGGUCGAGUUGGACGCGUCGUCCUCUAUGGAGAGAGGGAGGGGGUGCUUUUCAGGGGGAUGAGCCUGCAGGACAUCUGCCUGGAGUUAGACGUGAUGUCUGGCAACUCAGGAGAUUCAUUUUCAGAAGAUUCAGAGGCGGAUGAAGAGAAGGACGACACAAAGGAAAAGACGGAGGCGAUGGUGAAGAAGAAAGGACCCGGCCGACCACCCAGGAAGAAACCAGCACCUGCUCCUCCACCCCCACCCGCUGUUAACCCAUCUGUAGCUAACGCCCAGAAAAAGAGACCUACUCCAGUCAAAUCAGGAAAGCGGGGGGUGCUGAAACGACCCUGGUCUGAGGCAGAGCGCGUAGCUGUGGAAACCCACCUCAAGAAGAACCUCCUGGAUCUGCGGGUCCCUGCGAAAGCAGACUGCGAGCGCUGCCUGGAACUCUGCCCCCUGCUGGUGAGCAACCAGCGAGACUGGAGAGCCAUCAAGUUUUACGUACACAACCGGAUCCAGCUGCUGAAGAAGCAGGGGAGGAGAGAAAGUGCUGCAGCAGUUAGCUAAAGAGAAAUGAAGCAAAUGCCAUAAUGUAUAAACCACCAGCAGUCAGGAGGAACUGGCUCAGGCUAAGAGGAGGAGCAGCUGAGGUUUAGGUGUUUUCCAUUGUCUCAUCACCUUGUUUAAAAGGGAGAAGUGUAAUAAAAGCGAUUAAGCUAUGUGGACAGACUGGAUGAGGAUAAAAUGCUGUCUGCUUUUGGACAAAAUGGGGUUAGGAGCUCUGAGGGCUUUUUGUUUUAUUUUCUGUGUCCUGUUUACUUUGUUAGUAAACUUAACGAAGAGGAAAAUAUGGGAGAAAGUGUGUUAGGAGCAAAGAGUUGACGCACAAAGCAGAUGGGUCUCAGUUCCUGAAGGCUGUUGACCAAACGUAGAUGUGUAAACCAUUUGGAGAACAAGACUACAUGGACCCAUAUGAACCUGUACAGUAUGUGUUUGAUGCUCAUGUGUGCCCCAACAGAUAUGUGUAAUGAAAAAAGAAAAAACAGAGUAUUCCUGAGUGUCUCAGACCAUGAUGCACCUGUUUUAAGUGUUUUUUUUUUUUUGGAUACCUCCAUACCAUCGUCAUAGAUUAGUGUCAAGGCACGUCUACUUGAAUUCACAACUCUUAAAGAAAUAUGUAUUUCAGAAUCAACAUAAGAACUUUAUGUAAGAACUCUGCAAAUAGUUCCUGAUCUAUAAAAGUAAGAGAUUGUGAAAGCAAACCUGGCAGUGUUUCUUUCUGUAUAUAAACUGUAAAUACUACCUGUACUUAUUAAAGUGUAUGACAUUUUGUUGUGUUUUCCUAAACUGGAUUGUAAAGUGAAUUUUGCAUUGUGAAAAUGACGAAACAGACAUAUGGAAAAAUCUUGGUAUGUUUUCUUUAU
Messenger RNA from Cyprinodon variegatus (sheepshead minnow), 3682 nucleotides. RefSeq lists its product as uncharacterized. The transcript is spliced from 8 exons. Gene Ontology annotation, molecular function: protein binding. NCBI's taxonomy places the organism in Eukaryota, Metazoa, Chordata, Actinopteri, Cyprinodontiformes, Cyprinodontidae. Bases 39 to 2825 code for a protein of 928 amino acids. The record is from RefSeq and is a predicted model, not a curated record.